UUGACGUUCGUAGUCUGGAGCUGGAGUCAGAUCCUGGAUGGACGGAGGAGGAGAGUCUGACCGGAGGAGACAGGAGGAGGGAGGAGAACGAGAAGGAGGAGGUGAAGACGGGAGGAGGAAAGAAUCAGACAACUCUGAGUCUGAGGGAGGCGCAGGCCGUGCUGCUGAGGAAGACUCUGUCCCGAGGAGGAAAAGGAGACAAGAUGGCCGCCCUGCUGAUGAAACACAUAGAGAAGGAGAGGAAGAGGCUCUCCUCCUCCUCCUCCUCCUCCUCCUCCUCCUCCUCCUCCUCAGCGACCACCAGCGUGAAGUCCUUCCACACCCAGCGAGGCCGCUACACCGUCCACAUCAGCGCCCCCACUGCUGAUGGACAGAACGGAGGAGGAGGAGGAGGAGGAGCAGGAGGAGCAGGGGCGGAGAGGAUCAAGGUGAUGUUCACGCCGACCAUCUGCAAGGUGCGCUGCAGCCAGGGCCGAUGCGUCAACUACUGCCAGAGCGGGAACAUGACCACGCUGUACAGCAGCGCUGACGGAGGACAGGGACCCAGAGACGGACCCCACGGACCGGGCUUCAGAGUCUUCCUGUGUCCUCUGCUCUGUAAGAAUGGAGGAGUGUGUCUUCAGAAGGACCGAUGUCUCUGUCCUCCGUCCUUCACCGGGAAGUUCUGCCACAUCCCCACCUCCUCCUCGCCCUCCUCCACCAAUGAGAUCGUCAAGCCUGUGCUCCUCCCCUCCAUGGCGGCCAAUCAGGAGCUGACGCAGUCUGAGUUCCUGCUGCCGCUCGGACCGAACCAGGACUCGAUCAGACCUGAUGCCUCGGGUCCGUCCAUGGUGAAGGUCCGAGUGCAGCACCCGCCAGAGGCCAGCGUGAAGAUCCACCAGGUGUUAAAGGUGUCUGGCUCCAGCCCCACCCUGUGGACUGUCUCCUCCUCCUCCUCCUCCUCCUCGGGGUCGGCGGGGGCUCCAGCUCCGGCUCCAGGUCCAGUUCCGGGUCCGGUCACAGAGCGAGUGGUGGCCCAGACUCUGAGGGGGGGCAGCACCUACACCCAGCAGUCCGGCUUCAAGUACUGCUUCAGAGAGAUCAAAGACGGACAGUGCAGCGCUCCACUUCCUGGUCUGAGGAGCAGAGACAUGUGCUGCAGAGGUUUGGGAAAAGCCUGGGGCAUCACGGACUGUGUCCUCUGCCCCGACAACACAGGUCAAAUCAGCAGCAACUGUCCCGUUGGGUUUGAACAAGCUAACGGAACUCAGUGCGUCGAUGUGAACGAGUGCCUCCAGCCCGGGUUGUGUGAGAACGGAGUGUGUGUGAACACCAGGGGGAGCUAUAGCUGUGUUUGUAGGUUGGGGUUCAUCCUUGAUGCUACACAUGGAAUCUGCAUCUCCCAGAGCGUGAUAUCUGAGGAGAGGGGUCAGUGCUACCGGGUCCUGGGUUCUGGUUCUGGCCCGUCCUCCUGCUCCCUGCCCAUCAUCAGGAACAUCACCAAGCAGAUCUGCUGCUGCAGCCGCGUGGGGAAGGCCUGGGGACCGGACUGUCUCCGCUGUCCCUACCUCGGCUCAGUGGCCUUUAAGGAGAUCUGUCCAGCUGGUCCUGGGUACCACUACUCCCCCUCCGCCCUCCAGAUCAACCAGAGGGUCAGUGAAGACCUGCUGCCCCGAGGAGUCCUGGACCAGCUGGGUUCUGAUUCUGGGUCCAGUAGCAGUGGAGCCUCCAGGUCUCAGCAGAAACCACCGUCCUCCGGUACCAGCUCUUCAUCAGCUGAUUCCAGACCCAGUCCACCUCAGUCUCAGGCUCCUCCCCCUCCUCGUCCUCAGCCUCAGGCUCCUCCCCCUCCUCCUCCUCGUCCUCAGCCUCAGGCUCCUCCCCCUCCUCGUCCUCAGCCUCAGGCUCCUCCCCCUCCUCGUCCUCAGCCCCGUCCAGCCGGAGGUUCUUCCUCCUCCAGACCGGUCCAGCCUGCUCUCACCGGCCUCACCACGGCCUCCCAGGGUAGAACCGGUCCUUCCUCAGCAUCACAACCCAGACCUCAGCCUCCGUCGACAGGAAGUCAAGCAGGGGCCCGGUCCUCCUCCGGGUCAGGCCCCGAUCAACCAGCAGCCAGGGGGGACGCCCUCCCUGUUCCGGCUCAGCCACGAGUCACCGAACGGGGGUCGAGUCCCAGCUCAGAGGCUCCUCCCCCUCCUCAGAGUAGACCGGCCACGCCGAGGCCAACACCCCGACCCGGCAGAGUCCAGGCAGUGCGUAGUGUGUGUGCGAGCCGGCCAGGUGUGUGUGGGCGUGGCCGCUGUGUGGACCAACCAGGUGGGAAACACACCUGUGUGUGUGAUCAGGGAUUCCAGCCAAACACUCAGCGAACUCUCUGCCAAGAUGUGAAUGAGUGUGUGCAGUCUCCAGGUGUGUGUUCAGUGGGAGAGUGUGUGAACAGCGUUGGCAGCUACAGGUGUGUUUGUCCGUCUGGAUACAGGAGCAACAACCAACAGACCAGCUGCACAGACAUCGACGAGUGUCAACAGAAUCUCUGCAGCAACGCUCGCUGUGAGAACACGGCCGGCAGCUACAGGUGUGUCUGUCACCUCGGCUACAGAUUCACCGGCAACACCUGCACAGAUGUGGACGAGUGUGUUGAUCCUCUGCAGUGUCCAGGUCAGGAAUGUAUCAACAGUCCAGGAUCCUACCGAUGUGUUUCCUGCCAACCUGGAUACGGGCUGCUCAACGGCCUCUGUACAGACAUCAAUGAGUGUCGGUCUCCGUCUCCGUGCUCCACCGGUCACUGUGAAAACACACCUGGCAGCUACCGCUGUGUCUGUCGCCAUGGAUACAAGCUGCACAACAACACCUGUACAGAUGUGGACGAGUGUCUGGAGCCGUCCCAGUGUCCUGGACAGAUGUGUGUGAACUCUGUGGGGUCGUACAGAUGUGUCUCAUGUCGGUCUGGAUACACACUGAUCAACAGACAGUGCACAGACAUUGACGAGUGUGCGACGUCUCGGCCGUGUGAGUCGGACCACGUGUGUGUGAACACGGUGGGUUCGUUCAGGUGCGACUGUCCCCCCGGGUAUCGAACCUUCGGCCUGAGCCGACAGUGUAGAGACGUCAACGAGUGUCUGGAAGGAGACUUCUGCUUCUCCAGAGGAGAAUGUGUCAACACUCCUGGUUCCUACACAUGUGUCUGUUCUCAGGGAUUCACUCUGAGCGACAACAGGACGUCCUGCGUGGACGUAGACGAGUGUGUGAAGUCGGGCGUCUGCUCAGACGGUCGCUGUGUGAACACUGAAGGAUCCUUCCACUGCCAGUGUGAGACCGGCUUCACCAGCAGCCCAGAGAGGACGGCCUGUCUCGACGUGGACGAGUGUGUGUCCUCUGGAGGUUCUGUCUGUGGUUCUCAGAGCUGUGAAAACACCAUCGGUUCCUAUCGGUGCCGUGCGUCCUGUGAGCCGGGGUACCAGGAGUCUGAGAGGGACGGGUGUGUGGACGUGGACGAGUGCUCCAGUGGGACGCUGUGUGGACAGAACUCCGUCUGUCAGAACCUUCCUGGGUCGUAUCGCUGUGUCUGUGACCAGGGCUUCACGUCCACGUCCACGUCCACGGGGACGUCCUGCACAGAUGUGGACGAGUGUGGUUCUGACCCGGGUCCGUGUGGUUCUGCUCGGUGUGUGAACUCUGAAGGAUCCUUCCUGUGUCUCUGUGACGGCGGGAGACACUUUGACCCCGGAGCCAGACGCUGUGUCCACAACGUCCUCCAAGAAACACCGAGAGUUCACUCCUCCUCCUCCUCCUCCUCCUCCUCCUCCUCCUCCCUGUCCCCGGUGCUCCUCCCCCUCCCGCUGCCCGUCCCUGGGGAGCUGAGGGAGUGUUACUAUAACCUGGCUGAGCCUGGAACCUGCAGCCUUCUGGCCACAAACAGCAGCCAGCAGGAGUGCUGCUGCACGGCGGGGGAGGGCUGGGGGCUGGGCUGCCAGUUCCACCUGUGCCCCCCCGCGGAUACAGCUGAGUUCCUGUCUCUGUGUCCCAGUGGGAGAGGAUACGUCACAUCUGGACCUGGAGCCUUCAGCUACACAGAUGUGGACGAGUGUAAACGUUUCCAGCCGGAGGUUUGUAAGAACGGAGUGUGUGUGAACAACAUCCCUGGAUACAGCUGCUACUGCUCCAGCGGAUACGUGUACAACAGCACCCUGCUGGAGUGUGUGGAUCAUGACGAGUGUGAGGAGGAAAGUUGUGUUGGAGGAGUUUGUGUCAACACCAUCGGUUCCUAUUACUGCAGCUGCAAAUCUUGGUUGAUGGAUGCACACACGACUGUGUCAACUCCUGCCCUCCUCGGCGAUGAGAACCUGUCCGUGUGCUGGCAGCACGUCUCUGCAGAGCUGCUGUGUCAGAGUCCGUUACUUGGAGCUCAGGUCACGUUCACCGACUGCUGCUGCCUCUAUGGGGAAGGAUGGGGAAUGGGCUGCGCUCUGUGCCCCCCCACCGACUCCGGCGACUACGCGACUCUCUGCAGCUCCUUUCCUCCGUCUCUGUUCAUGGAAAACUUCCCGGACUCUGAUUCAGAAGCAGGAGGACGAGGAGGAGGAGGACGAGGAGGAGCGAGCGCUCCUCCUCGUCCGUCCCCCUUUGGUCGGGACUUCGUGCCUGGGAGGGACUUCAGCCGUCUGGACUAUGAGGACUACUUCCUAGCGGGGGGCAGCAGGUCUGGUUUUGGAGGCAGGACCCCGUCCACCUUCGACCUGCCGGUGGAGUCCUACGGUAGACCCGAUUACAGCACUGGGUUCUACUCGGAGGGAGACUACAGCGCCCCCGAUGCCUCCGACCCCAGGACUCCGUCCUUCCGCCUCCCUCCCGACCCCCGAGCUGAGAUCUCCUUCGGGGCCCGGCCUCCUCCUCCAUCCAGGCCCGAAGGUCCUCCUCUCAGCCUGGCCCCGCUACCUGGAGCCGGCUACCAGGACCAGGAGGAGGAGGAGGAGGAGGAGAGGACAUGGAGGCCAGGGCCCCCCUUUACUCCCAUCACAGAGAGGAGCAGAGGAGGAGGAGGAGGAGGAGCACCGGUCUAUGAGAGACGUUAUGAGCCGUACGCCAGUGCAGCAGAGGAUUGUGGGAUACUGCACGGCUGCGACAAUGGCCGGUGUAUUCGCGUUGCCGAGGGUUACACCUGUGACUGUUACCAAGGAUACGAGCUGGACAUGACCUCCAUGACCUGUAUAGAUAUAAACGAGUGUGAGGACAGUGUUGGUUUGUCGUUCCCCUGCGUCAACGCUCGCUGUGUCAACACCGACGGUUCGUUCCGCUGCGUCUGCAGGAGAGGAUAUAUCAUGUCCCGCAGACCGAACCACUGCGUCGCUGCUUAGACCGGACCGGACCGGACCGGGUUCCUUUAGACCAGCACAUACUGGACAUCACUGAACUCGCUUUAUUUACCAGACGUCACUAAAACACCUUGCAUUAAGCUGGGCGAGGCUAGGCUAGGUUAGCCGCGGCUAAUCCUGACUGAAGAGUCUGGUUUCAACUCACUCAGUGCAUCCAGCAUCAGUGCAGGUUCAUUUCAGGCUGUUUCCUCCCAUUAGUCCCGUCUCUAAACCAACAAUGUGCAUCACAUCUAGUUAAAUUUGAACACAGACAAUGCACAGUCUAUUUACUGGAGGUUCAUCUCCAAUAAACACCAGGAACCACAGAGGUCAGAGGUCAGAUGUUUCAUGUUUCAUGUUUUCUUUGGUAUCAGAUCAUUUCAGUAACAAACACAAACUGCUGAAACCAAAUAUUACAUAUUUAAAUGUAAGAAACUAUGAAAAUGCUUCAUGAGCAUCAGCAUAAAGUCUGAACUCUGUUUAAACUCAUAUUAUAACGAGGUUAGUGCUGGAAACAAAGCUAAACCCAAAGCUCCUGUGUUUUAUUCCUCUGACGUCUGAUGUUAUUUCUAUCAAAGAUAUUUUCAGCGUGAAACUUGUCGCAGCAGCAGAAGAAACUAGUUUAAGUGUAUUUUUGUCUUUUCGUUAGAGAACUAACCAAACAGAGAGAAGCUGAGCUCAGAUCUUCUUUCAGAUCAUCUCCGUGUUUUAAACCAGCGGUUUAUCUGGUCGGGUUCAGGACCAACACAUCAGCUUCUUUUUACCCACAAACACUGAAUAAAUUAAACAAAAAGUGCAAAUUCAAAAGGAUUCAAGUAUAAAAAAAUGUAUAGCUGAUAUUAAUAGUUUCAGAUAAUGAUUCCCAAAACUCCCAAAGUGCAUUAUUAUUAAAGAGCCAUUCACUAAUAACCAAAGUUAGCAGGUAGCUAGCGCGCUAACAGCUGAGACGCUAGUGAAGUGUUUGCUUGUAGCUUCGUUCCUCUUAUAAAAUCGUUUGUCACUGAAACACUGAGAGUUAAUUCAGUUUAAUUACCUGAUUAAAUAUUAGCUCCAAUAUAAAUGAUGAGCAAUUUAAACAGCUGAACUAUAUUUUCUGACAGCGUCUGCUAGCUAGUGACAUCCUGCUAGCUGUUAGCUGUUCGCUUAAGUACGGAAAUGUAGAGAAUUUAAGGAAGAGUUGUUUGGAUUCAUAGGAUUAAAGCCACAAAUCCACAUUAGAAAAAGAAUUAGAAUUAGAUUCAGAACCAGUUGUAUUUGACUCCGGUCACUUUCACUCUUUAAUAAGCAUAAAAAAUAAAAGUGUAAAAGAUGAAUCUUGAACCUUCUGUACCUACAACAUAAAUUAGACUUUAAGAAAUGAAAAAAUAAAGGAUCAUUAUUAUGCUUAUCAUCAUUAUAUGAGCUCUUAAUUUAUUUUAAUUGGUGAAUUAUUAUAAUCGACAUUUAUUUGUUAUCGAGCCUUAAAGCCUUAAAUAAUUAGAUUAAUUUACAACAUUUCUUACAUUUCUGAAGCUGAAACGUCUCCAUUUGAUUAUUAUGUGUUUUUAUCUUCUUAUUUGAUGCUGAUGAUGUUUUAAAGCCCUUAGUGACGUCAUAACGACUCCUGUUAAUCACAUUAUUCUGGUAAAUGUCAUGAAUCAGAAAUAGAUCGUCCUCAGGUUCAUGGACACACGUCUGUUGUUUGAUUAGUAAUUAAAGCAGCUUUAGUCUUUUUAACGUAGCGUUCGUCCCGACGCUUCGUCCACAAACACUUUUUCAUGUGAACUGCUGCAGCAGCUGAAUCAUAUCACACCAACGCACCACGUCUUCAUCCGCUGCUGAAAAUAGUCCCUGAAUCGUUUUCAUCUGGAUGUGUUUGGGAUUUUUUAUGAUUUAAAAGCAAACGUAGAAUAAGUUUCUUUUUAUAUUUUUUUUUCUUGUAUAAAUACUAAAUGUUACUGACAUGUUUGUCCUUUUCUAUAUUUUUUAUUCUCCGUGGUGUUGAACCUGUUGCUGUAAGCUGCACUCAGUGUAUAUAUUAAUUCAUUCACCCUCUCACAGAACGUCUCCUCCUCCCGUUGGAAGUAUAACAUGCACUGUAUCUCCCAGAGACCAAGAAGAUUAAUGACUCACGUUUAUAUUAUUAUUUUUUAUCACUGUUGUUUGUAAUAACAAGAAAUGAAAAUAUAUUUGCACACGUUUACUGAAA
This is a messenger RNA of Mugil cephalus (flathead mullet), 7518 nucleotides long. Its product is annotated as latent-transforming growth factor beta-binding protein 4. The record is from RefSeq and is a predicted model, not a curated record. Gene Ontology annotation, molecular function: calcium ion binding. The transcript has 35 exons. NCBI's taxonomy places the organism in Eukaryota, Metazoa, Chordata, Actinopteri, Mugiliformes, Mugilidae. Bases 204 to 5333 code for a protein of 1709 amino acids.